Sphaeramia orbicularis (orbiculate cardinalfish) is the source of this 1657-nucleotide messenger RNA. Its product is annotated as amphiphysin-like. Bases 132 to 692 code for a protein of 186 amino acids. Gene Ontology annotation, molecular function: phospholipid binding; protein binding. Lineage: Eukaryota; Metazoa; Chordata; Actinopteri; Kurtiformes; Apogonidae. The transcript has 7 exons. Gene Ontology annotation, biological process: synaptic vesicle endocytosis. Gene Ontology annotation, cellular component: synaptic vesicle; plasma membrane. The record is from RefSeq and is a predicted model, not a curated record.
AUCUAACCAUAACUCCACUCCUAACCCUGACCCUAACUCAUCUGGCUCUUCUGUCUCCAUUUUCUUUCAAAUAUAAAUCAUGCACCCCAAAGGACGCAGCAGCUCCAUCUUUUUUUGCGGAUUUUGAUAAAAUGUCCACAGUGGGGUCUCCAGUUGAUGUUGCAGUGUUGGACAGAGCAGACGUCAAUGAGAAUCCUCCUGAUGAAGAAGCCAAAACAUGUGAGAGUGAAGCAGCUCCGUCAGAAACGGUUUCAGCUCCAGAUGAAAGAAAAGAGAGUCCAGUGACUGAGACCUCGGAGAAAAUGCCGAUCCCAUCUGUUGUCAUUGAGCCGGCAUCCAGUAACGAAGGGGACGACGACCGAGACGCUGACAUCAUCUCUCCGACCGCUGUCAGUGACAACGGGGUUUCAGCCGUGAACCAGACCGUCAAACACAUGAGUCCAUCUGGUGGAGUUUCAGCACUGCCAGACGACUUCCUGUAUAAGGUUGAGACCAUGCAUGACUUUGAGGCAGCGAAUUCAGAUGAGCUGGAACUGAAGCGAGGUGACAUCGUGUUGGUUGUUCCUACUGCUUCUGUAGAAGAUCAGGACGCUGGCUGGCUAACAGGGAUCAAAGAAAGCGACUGGUCAACAAUGGGCGUGGGUGCACAAAGAGGACUGUUUCCAGAGAACUUUACCCAGCGUUUGGAGUAAAGCAGAGCUGCUUUAGCUGCUGUAAAACAACAUCAGGAAGUGUCAGUGUGUAGGUAAACCAGUCAGCAUGUAGCGCCCCCUUCCUGAAAGAAACCAACGAGCUGCAGCAGCUGAGCUCUGGCGACGCACUGCAAAGUUCAACAUUUACAGAGGCGGAAAUGUUGGUCUUAAAAACAACUGGUAAUAAAUAAGCAUGAUGUGAUACUAUGUUGUACCCUUACCAAAACUGUGUGAGUGUUGUUUUUUUUUUCUUUUUUACAAAUCAAAUAACACUGUAAGGCUAUCUGGAAUCCUGCUGUGACUACAUAUGAACACUUCCAACGCAUCAAUCUGAAAAGGACACACCUGUACCAUUGCACCAGCUGUUGUAUUGGUUUUCUUGCUCUGCUGUUCAGUAUACCAGAGUUUGUGAUGCUGUGAUGUAUUUCAAUGUUUCUGAGUGAUGAAACUAUUAAGUUUGUCAUUACUGGUCACCUUUGUUCACUUGUUCCCCAGUUUGUAUGGUAUCAUGGCUGAAUGUUUGGUUGUGAUCAUUUGUCUAAUUACUAAAGGGAAUGGAGACUUUUACUGUGUGUUUUUGCCAAAUUAAUUGUCAUAUUAGUACUGGCAUCUUUAUGGUCAUCCAGCAUGAAAAAUGUUAGUCUCAGACCCAUGACCUAAACUAUUGUAAAGAGGAUCAAUUAUAUUCAUAUCAGCCAUAUUAUUAUUCAUGUUGGGUUCAAAGAAGGCAGUUUUUAACAAAUACAAUAUGCAAUCUUUGUUGUGGGUCUGUGUAUGGAAGGGUUCAGGUUGACACUAACACUUAAGGUUUGGGUUAACCCUAACCCUGAGUGUUGAUAAAGAUGAGUUCACUCCCUUUGAUGGACACAUUAUUCCACGGUGUACAUGUUCAUGUGAUAUAGAUACUACAGUCCUUUAUGUGAAGAUGAGUAAGUUAUAAUAAAAAAAUUAUAAGUACAAUCUAA